AUGAGGCCGGUCGUCCCUGACGGGCUACCGUCUCACUCCCGUAAACCGUCUGUCGUCGAGGCUGUUCCGCCCUGGUCCGAUCUCCGCAGCGCAGCGCCCACGACCUUCUUCCUCUCCCGGGACGAUGGCCGUCAGGAUAGCUCCCCCACCGAUCCAGAGGCCGCCCGAGACAGCAUGUACGGCGUCCAGAGCUUAGAGGAGACCAUCAACAGUCUCUCUGCCCCCGAAUCCAUAUUCCCACCCGAAGAAGAUGCCGUUCAAGACUCCCAGGACAACGACGACGACAACAACCCUCCAACGAUCACACGGAGAUCCACCCUGAAACCGUUCGACUUCCACGACGACCACCGCACCGAAGCAUCGUCGCGGCCCGUCACUCCCUUGAAUCUGGGGUCUCUCGAGGACCCUUCCUCGCUACCCAGCAGUCCCAAAUCCACAUCCAACCAGUCCCUCAAGCCGCUCGACGACAUCUCGAUCACCGAUGAGAUCAGCAGCCAGGCCCUCGCGUCCGGCGACGAAGAGGAGCCUGUCGAAACGCAACAGCCACCGGACAGUGCCUCCCAAUUGAUCAUGCCCAGCAUCAAGAUGCCCAGUCGUCGGCCUUUUACAGACAGAGGGAAGACCAUGGGUCGCCUCAAGGUCCUCGUCGCCGGUGCAGCGGGCUCAGGCAAAACCUCGCUGAUCAAAUCCAUCUUCCAAGCCUGUGAAGAUAUCGUCCACGUUGAUCCACUUCCGGCCCCGCUACCUCCGCAAUCUAAUCGCUCUGGCCGGUCCCGCUCCAGGAACCGGUCCAAACGGACAAAGUCAAGUCCAACCAUUGCAGAAAUAUACGCCAGCACGAAGCCAUAUCCCUCAUGGUGGUCCGACCUGGAGGACUCCCGUGUCCUCCGCAGGCGGAAGAGCAUGGGCGACAUCGUGCUCGAACGCAACCUCUGUUUCGUCGAUAGCCCCGGGACUGGCCUUUCACGGGCCGCACAGACCGACUUGGUCAUUCAAUACAUGCACCAGCAGCUGAUGCGGGCCAUGGCUGCUUUUGAUAGCAUCAAUGCCGAUCUACAGGGUAUGCUAGGAGGGAACGGAGGUUCUCAAGUAGACGCCGUCUUGUAUCUCAUUUCCGAAGACACACUGUCGACCGAUGUAGAGUGUAUCCGGAGGCUCUCCGAAUUCAGCAACGUCAUUCCCGUUAUCUCCAAGGCCGACCUGCUGACUCCCUCUCAAGUGACAUCGAUCAAGCAAUCGUUCCACACCCAGGCACAGAACGCUGGAAUCAAGACCUUCCUCUUUGGAGAUCUACCGCCGGGGUAUUACGACAGUCCCCAGUCUCCAUUUGUUGUGUCCUCGGCCCUGUCAACCGACGACGACAACAUGGACGCGAGUGUGUUGAUGAGCCCGGAUUACGAGCAACCGCUGGCUCCAUCAGAGCUCGGAAUCCUAAUAGAGAAAAUGUUCGAUCCCGAGAAUUUGUCCUGGCUACGACACUCUUCAGCCAAGAAACUCGCACAGCAUCGUGCUAUUCCUCAGAAACCUCCGUCUGCACCGAAUGCUUCCCUAUCUCGAUUGAACGCUUCUGGAUAUUCAUCGCCAGCUACUUCUUCUGUACCAAAGGUUCUGGUCUCAUACCCUGGAGAUGGCUCGUCUAGUUAUACCCUGGCGCGUGUCUCUGACUACACGCAGCGCGAGGAAAGGAUGGCCCAAGUACGGUUGGCCAAGUGGGCUGCAGACCUGCAGCGCAGUUUACAAAAUGAGCGCGAGAGAUAUGCCGCUCUGGCAAGAGGAGAGCGGGCUGUCUGGCUAACGGAGCGACUCAAUGAGUGUGUCAUUGACGGCACGCUCGUCCCGAUCACCCAGACCCCGGGUUUCUCUGGGUUGGGGCGAACGGCAGAAAGGGCUGGCAGCCACCAUCUCGUGCGAACAGGAAGUGGAGGAAAGGCAGAGUAUUGUGUCACCGAUCUCAGUCCGCACGAUCCUUUCGGCCUGAUGCUGUGGAACGACGAUCUCAGACGAAAAGGAUGGGUUGCCAUCCAAGUUGUAGGCAGCUUUGGUGUCGUAGGGGGCUUAGCCCUAUGGCUCUCGAAGAGCUGGGGCGUAUCAUCGCAGAGUCUAUCGGACUGGCGUUUCAACUGGUUUGGCAGUGAUUAG
Paecilomyces variotii is the source of this 2139-nucleotide messenger RNA. RefSeq lists its product as hypothetical. Gene Ontology annotation, biological process: cytoskeleton-dependent cytokinesis. Gene Ontology annotation, molecular function: GTPase activity; molecular adaptor activity; GTP binding. The transcript has 3 exons. Gene Ontology annotation, cellular component: cell division site; septin complex; septin ring. Bases 1 to 2139 code for a protein of 712 amino acids. The record is from RefSeq and is a predicted model, not a curated record. Lineage: Eukaryota; Fungi; Ascomycota; Eurotiomycetes; Eurotiales; Thermoascaceae.